This is a messenger RNA of Parathielavia appendiculata, 2229 nucleotides long. RefSeq lists its product as uncharacterized. Bases 234 to 2153 code for a protein of 639 amino acids. Lineage: Eukaryota; Fungi; Ascomycota; Sordariomycetes; Sordariales; Chaetomiaceae. The record is from RefSeq and is a predicted model, not a curated record. The transcript has 2 exons.
UUACGUGACGGGCAUUGUAUCACUGGAUCGACUUUCGAGUUUACCAUUGCGCCUUCCGAUUUCAUCGCCCAAUCGCCUCUAAAGACUCCAUCGACUUGCCCACUCAACACCUCGCAAAUAAGAGCUAACUUCUUUUCCACUACCUGUCGCUAUUCCUCAACAAGAGGAGGCCAUUUCGACUUGAGGCUGCCAUUCUACCCUCAUCCCGGGACUGUUCCGCCUCAAACAUCACGAUGGCGACCAAAUUUGAGAAGCUCGACAAGCAGCUCGACCGAUUGGGGGGCCUGUUUUCCAGGAAGAAGAGAUCCACCGACUCUCAUGAAGUGGACGUUGCAAUUGACAGGCCGGCAACGCCAGAAUCAAUGGACGUGGAUGAAUACAAACCAACCUAUCAAAUCUUCAAAAAGAAGCCUGGCGAGAAAUGGCCAGAGCCAUCCUUCAUUCGGCCAACGUCAUCCAGGAUGGAGGCUAGGGAAGAGGUUCUCUUCAUGUCAUACUCGACUCGACGGGCUAGGAGCCUUCCGGAGUCGCCAAGCUCGCCUCGCCUUAUGAUCUCAGAGAUUCGCACCGACAACUGCAACCUGGCUGCUCCUGGGGCGCCCGGUGGCUGUCCUCCGAUCCCGUCACGGUACUCCUCACUGUACUCCUCAAUGAAGGCCCGCGUUUCUCAGCGGUCUUCGUCACUGCAUCCAAGCCCAAGCAGGGACGACCUUUUAUCAGAACUGAUGGACUUCAGCUUCUCCACCGCAUCGUCAAAGACUGAGAACAAUUCAUCAUCCGGGCGACGCUUCAGACCGGCCUCGAAGUCGCCCACUCGGUCCAACUCGCUUUCUGCCUCCCCCAAGGCGCAGGUUGAUCGGAAGCGGCCUUCAAGAUGUGAACAAGACACCCUAGCCGUCCCCGGACAAGAGCAACCUCAGCAGUACAACGCCCGGACGCUGGCACCGUCGCAGCGGGAAAGCCAAUGCCUUGGAGCGGCAUCAUCGAGAUAUCCGGGACCAAACCCAUCGGCGAUCUCCAUGCAUGAGUCAGGUGUUGAUAAGCCGGAUGCUGGCCACGAAGUUUCGCAGAGACCGAGGAGCAUGUCCAUCUCCAUGACCUCCGGCCUCAAGUGUGCUAACGAAGCUCUGCACAAGUCGACCAGCCUGCCGAGGCUCCCGAUCGCGAAGGUCUCAAGUUUGGACACGAUCCUCAAAGAACCCAGCUUGACCGAUUUCCUUGCCCUGAGCGACGAUGACAUCGCGGAUGGCCAUGGUACCACUCGUACCCAGUCUCCGGCAUCCAAGCCUCCGAGCGUUGCGCUACCACCGCAUCCGGCGCAGGCCUUCACACCUCGGCAGCCCCACGACACUACUCCGCUGCUCACGCUCUCACCUCCGCUGGCCAGUCGACCCCUGGCCGCCGCGGCCUUCGAAGCUGCAAGAAUUGCGACCAAGUACCAAUUCGACCUAGUCUACGUCGUUAACCUGUGGCCCAGCCACAUGAGCCGCCCCAAUCGCUCCUCGCCUCUCAACCCGUUCUACGGCACGCCCGUCGCCACGUCUCCUGCUCGAUUCACCCCGCCCUCGCCACCUGCGACCCCCGUUUCCCAAGCCUCAGGCUAUGACAGUGGCUUCGAUUCGCGACCACAGCCUCCCAGCUGCAGCCCAGACAGCGGUAUGAACGGCCGGUUGCUUGCCGCAUACGGCCUGCAGUCGAUCGAGUACCCAUUCCGCAUCUGCGUGCCAGUACACCAGAAGGUCCUCCGCACCCAAGGCUGGCUCGAAUACCGCGACGACAGCGACGCCCGGGACGUGAUGGCCCGCGGCUACAGCUGCUCGUUCUGCACGGGCUAUAGCCCCGCCAGAGGGCGGGACGCUAAUGCCGUUUCCACCCCGGAAGGCAAGCGACGGAAACUCAAGGACAACCCGCCCAAUCGCGGCAUCGUCUUCUCCGCCUUCAGGAAACGGCAAGAGGACGGCACGCUUGUGUGCAGCGAUGCGAACGAGCUCGCUGCGAUCCACAAGGACGCCGAGGCGCUCGUUGACAUGCUGAUCGACAUGGACAAGACACAGCGCCAGCGGUGGGCCUCGGUGACGGGUACGCCGCGCCGGUGUGUUGGCGGUCCGAAGAACCGGCUGGUGAGGCCUAGGGCGCCGCUGGCUGCGCUUUGAGCUCCGACCACACACCUUCACAGUAUCUUGCAAUUAGGCGGAGUCAACCCGGUUGACUGUCGUUGCACAAUGCUUU